Molecule: messenger RNA, 2370 nt
Organism: Podarcis raffonei (Aeolian wall lizard)
Lineage: Eukaryota; Metazoa; Chordata; Lepidosauria; Squamata; Lacertidae
Product: cytochrome P450 20A1
Exons: 13
Coding region: 102-1493 (463 amino acids)
Cellular component (GO): membrane
Molecular function (GO): heme binding; monooxygenase activity; oxidoreductase activity, acting on paired donors, with incorporation or reduction of molecular oxygen
Source: RefSeq, a predicted model, not a curated record
UUCCUCGCACAGCCGAUAGCUCGAUUGCUCUCGCCUCUCCCGUUGCUCGGAUCUCCGCCCUGCUGCCACCCAAACUCGGGCGAGGAAGGGCUGCUGCUGCCAUGCUGGACUUCGCUAUCUUCGCCGUCACUUUCCUGCUGGUCCUGGUGGGGGCCGUGCUUUACCUCUACCCGUCUUCCAGGCAGGCUUCAGGUAUCCCAGGGAUGACUCCGACGGAUGAAAAAGAUGGAAACCUCCCAGAUAUCAUCGCUAGCGGUAGCUUGCAUGAGUUCCAGGUGAAUCUCCAUGAGAGAUACGGCCCUGUGGUCUCUUUCUGGUUUGGACGGCGUCUGGUGAUUAGUCUUGGGUCUAUGGAUCUCCUCAAGCAGCACAUCAACCCCAACAAGACGUCGGAUCCCUUUGAAACGAUGCUGAAGUCCUUGUUGCGGUACCAGUCCGGCCUCGGCGGAGAUGCUGGCGAGAGCGUCUUGAGGAAGAAGCUCUAUGAAAACGGAGUGACCAAGUGUCUGCAGAACAACUUCUCAGCCAUUCAGAAGCUGUCAGAAGAGCUUCUUGCAAAAUGGCUGUCCUUCCCUGAAUCUCAGCAUGUGCCCCUCAGUCAGCACAUGCUUGGCUUUUCGAUGAAGGCCGUCACUCAAGCCGCAAUGGGCGGCAGGUUCGAGGAUGACCAGGAAGUGAUCCGGUUCCGUAAGAACCACGAUGCGAUCUGGUCAGAGAUUGGAAAGGGCUUCUUGGAUGGGUCCCUUGAUAAAAGCACGACUCGGAAAAAGCUGUAUGAAGACGCUCUGAUGGAGAUGGAGAUUGUCUUGAAGAAAGUCAUAAAAGAACGGCAGGGGAAGAAUCUCAGCCGAGACAUCUUCAUAGACGCUUUACUGCAGGGGAAGCUGAGCGACAAGCAGAUUUUGGAAGACACAAUGAUAUUCUCGCUGGCAGGGUCCAUAAUCACAGCUAAGUUGUGCACCUGGGCAGUUUAUUUCUUGACUACCUCAAAAGAAAUUCAGGAGAAGCUUUACAAGGAGAUGGACCAAGUUCUUGGAAAAGGUCCAGUUACACCUGUGAAAAUUGAGCAACUCAGAUAUUGCCGGCAGGUUCUGUGCGAGACGGUGAGGACAUCAAAACUGACACCAAUUGCGGCUCGGUUGCAAGAGCUGGAGGGCAGCGUUGACCAGCAUAUUAUUCCCAAAGAGACUCUCGUGCUGUAUGCGCUCGGUGUGGUGUUACAUGACAGCUCGACUUGGCCGUUGCCCUAUAAAUUUGAUCCAGAUAGAUUCAGUGACGACUCUGCCAUGAAAAACUUCUCCCUUCUGGGUUUCUCAGGGAGCCAGGAAUGCCCUGAACUGAGGUUUGCCUACACGGUAGCUACCAUCCUGCUGACCGUGAUCGUGAGGAAACUCCACUUGCAUGCUGUAGAAGGUCAAGUCGUGGAUACCAGAUAUGAGCUAGUCACCUCUCCGAAGGAGGAAGCCUGGAUAACUAUAUCCAAGAGAAACUGAGGCGAGCCGUGGAGUUUUAUUUCAAGAGUCCUAUUAGUGCCAUCCGCCGUCUUCCGUUAUCUCACUGUAAUAAUUUUUCGGCAUUCAUGGCCUAAAAUACUUCCCCUCUUCUUUAAUGAAAAUGGCCUAAGCUAGGGCUGCUGUAUGUGCAGAAUUUCCCAGACUUCACCAGAAUAUGGCAGUCAGAAACAGCAUCUGGGUGAAAAUCGCUGACAUGUCCGGGAAAAUCCAGGCGUAUGGCAAUCCAUGUCUAGAUUUUGGCGAAUUUCCUCUAAAACAGUUCAAAAACUUCUUUUCAUUUCUCAAUAAAAGCUCAACAACUGUUGGCAAAACUAAAAAAACAGCUCAAGAACUUUGCCCAUCAACCACUUUUGUGUCCGGAUUUUCACUUUUUGAAACAUGGCAACCGAAACACUGAAGAUAAUCAGGUUGCCUCUAACAAAACUGUAAUAUAAUCUGAAGGAUUGACAGAAGAGGAUAAUUUUAUAGAAUAGAUGUAUUGCAGACUAAGCUCCCACCACCGAAAGCUGGAAAUAAUUAAGACUUGCAAAAUAGCCACACAUUCUGUUUUAGAUGCUCUUAUGCUGUACACACCCAAUGUGCGUAUAGGUAGGUUGAGGUAAGGCAUUUUGUAUAUGCACCAUUAAGUUCUGGCAAACUUGUUUUUAUAUAUGAAGGAACACUUUUUAUUCUUACAGGGGCGGGAAUCACUUUUUCAGGACUGUGUCGUUGCAUGGGAAAACACAAUUUUUGGUGUAACGUUUGAUGAGUUCUAGCCUUAAAUUAAGCCUUGACUUAGCUACAAAAGACUGGCUGUUAAGAAGGUCAGCUUGGAGGCCAGAAGUCCGUUUUCAAUAAGUAUAACAUCGUAAAACCC